Molecule: messenger RNA, 3836 nt
Organism: Spodoptera frugiperda (fall armyworm)
Lineage: Eukaryota; Metazoa; Arthropoda; Insecta; Lepidoptera; Noctuidae
Exons: 2
Coding region: 231-1202 (323 amino acids)
Source: RefSeq, a predicted model, not a curated record
UUUAUGCAUUUUAUGUCAAGUGCAAUAAGAGUCAAACAUUACACUUCCCUUGUAAAACAUAGUUGUCAAACAAACAUUGUACAAAGAAACAAAGAUCUUGACGUAAGAAAUUUGGAAUCCAAAAUAUCAUUUCUAAGAAACAAGCAGUCUGUAACAAGUAAGCAGUCAGUACCAUACUGUGUACCGUCGUGUCUGCCAGUCCUCUGUCAUUCGGCAACAAGCAACGAACCAUGUUGGCAGCUGAAUCACUGCUCAUGUCUAUACUGUUGGCUAAUAGUCUCGCUAUUAAGUUAGCUUAUGAUCCGAUAGAUUAUGGAAAAUACAGUGCCACAUAUGAGAUGGGAUUCAUGGAUGCUGCUAUUGCUAUAGUAGAAGUAGACAUGUUGGCAGAUCAACCUGGCGUUGGAGUACCGACACUUCGCGGUUUAGGUGUCGCGUUCGAUUACAACAGAAUCAUCACAUCGUAUAACUCCAUGCGACCUUUUGUUUUAACCGAAGGAUCAUUUGAAAAGGCUUAUGCUGUAGUUUUAAAAGGAAGAAGUUUCAGUACACACAAUCGGACAUAUCAUCAUGACCUUGCUGUUUACAAAAUUGUGUGCGGACGUCAACCUAUAUAUGUAGACAACAUUCCCGACCAUUUGUGGUUCGACAAAAUUAACCAGACCUCGCCAUAUCACGACUUGUUCGUGUUAAGAAUCGAUGGAAAUUUAACUAGAAAAACAAAUGCUUAUAGCCAUAAGAAUCCUUAUAAGGAGGGUCAGUAUUAUGCCAUAGACGAUUUUAAACAAUCAUUGGAUGGGCUAUAUCUGAAUAUGGUUUCGCCCGUAAAAAAAUUCUAUGGUAAGAUAAAUUUUGGUUUCUAUUAUUACGUGCCAAACAAAAAACAGCACGAGGUGGAAAUCUCAACAUCAACAUUAAAGGUUGACAUAGGCCGUUGCCUGUUUGCAAUACCGCGUAUUUGGGGAUAUUUUCUUUGCAUCGAAUAUUCCGUAUAUUAUAGAUUUUUAUCUGGCGCAAUAUUAUUACUCAAUGGAGAGGUAAUUGGAAUUGGCUCCUUUCAAUAUUUUGCAGAAGCUACGAAUAGAAUUCUUGUGUUCACUGAUGUAAGACCAUAUCGUUUUAAUUUAUUUUAUGCCUGUACAGAACUCGAAACCAGUGGCACCGCGGAAAAUCCACUUAAGAAAAAAAUAGGUAAAACCUAAAACAAAGAAUUAAAACUAAAAGACAUAAAAUGACUAUUAUAAGAACUAACUAGUAGGUUAGAAGUCGGUGCCAUAAGUUCUAAACAAAUACAUUCAUAUGUAAGUUGUUUACAAUUUUGUGUUUAUAUUUUUUAUACCGUAUGGGGACACCUCUUAUGACUUAAUUUAAACUACAUAUUUGUUAUCAUCUUGGCAGACAAUUCACGAAAAAUGAGCGAAAUAGGCCCAGUAGUUAAGCCAAAAAGAGCAUUAUUCUCUUUGAGCUAAUUUGAACACUACAAUUCAUACUUACAGCAUUAUAAAAGCCGCGUUGCAUGUCUGUAACAUUCCUAAACAAGGUACCUACAUUACAGCUCUUCUGUGGUCAAGAAACAUGAAGCUGAUUCUACAGAAUUUAAGACUAGAUUAAUUUCAUUAUUUAUUUAGUUUAUUUUUUUUUAAUUUUCUUUCUCGUUGAAAUAUUUAUUUGUAUUAUGCUUCUGUAGACGAGUACUACUUGUAGUUUCAUUAAAUCAUAUGAAUGAUCUCUAUACUGUAUAAGUUUACUAGCUUCUGCCCGCCACUUCGUCCGCGGAAAAAUUAUUGUUUUAACAUAAGAUUACACUCGGCGCUAUUGUAGCUUCAUAUUAGUAAAAGAAUUUUUGGAGUCGGAUCUGUAAUUUCGAUGAUUACCGAAACUCUCUUGUCUGCUCAAGGUUAGUCCCUUAGUCGCCUUUUACGUACCUUCGGGUUGAAAUGGUACGAUGAUGUCAUUAAAUAAUUUGUGUCACAUAUCAAUCAAUUAUAAUCUGCUUCAAUUACAUCAAAUACGUACCAACGAACGAACGUAGGUACAUUCAAGUUCAGUACCUAUUUAAUUUAAUGCUUUUCUAUAUACACUAUUUGAGGUGGUAUUAUUUUCCGGUAAUAAAAUAAUUUGUUUUUCGGAUGAUCCAACUCGUGAUAGACCAACAUAUAAUUGCCCAUGAGAAAAACAUUCUUGUCGCAGGUCUAUGCCAACCAAGGAGAAUGUUUGUCCCUGGGAUUUGUUAAUAGUCAGGGCAAAUGAAACACCAACUUACGACACCGUGGGCAUAAUAAUUCGAGAGGAUCAUCAAUCCGUGGAAAAUCUUAACACCGCGAUUCAGAAAACCGGCCAAGUGCGAGUCAGACUCGCCCAUGAAAGGUUCCGUAGCAGCAAGUAGAUGACAUAAUAUAAAAGUUAUAAAAUAUUUGAUGAUAGUUUUGUCGGACUGUACACUAGUUCAUAAGUUUUUUAACAUGUACCUUUUAUUAAAUAAUAAUAUAAUAGGUAAUAACUUGGUUUCAUAUAGUGUCUGUAUGAACGACAAAGUUAUAUCUGCGGUUUUUUGAAAAUGUUUUAUUUCUUAAAAACUAAUAUUGACAUCUCGUUCAAACCAAUUUUCGUUGAAGGUUCCAUUGAAAUCUGCAGCGCAUAUUUUUUUUAGUUUUCUCACUCUCUUAUUUUAAAAGUUAGAGGGGGAGGGACACUCCUUUUUCCACUUUGGAAGCGUCUAACUUUUAAACGAUUGAUUUUGACGAAAAAUGGUUUCAGGAACCUUAAUGUCUUAAUGUUAGACAGACAGACACAUACAGAAAGUCAUAGGAUACCAUGACACGCCGUACCACACCGGCUUUUACGGUAAAGUAAAGAUUUUGAAUGAAACUAGGUAUAUUUAUAACGCUUUGAUUGAACUUAUCUUUAUGGAAUUCUGUGUAUAAUUUUAUUGUAACUUUCGUGAGACAUACUACAUUAGUAUGUUAUCAGCUUACUCACGUAUUUGUUUGACGAGGAACUCGACUAGUUUCAAGCCAUGCAAGAGGCUCAUAUUCAUGAGCAGCAUUCCGCGACACACGACGCGGCGAUUGUCACGCUGCUACUGACUCGUCAAACAAAUACGUGAGUAAGCCGAUAACAUAAUAAUUAAUUCUGUGUAUAUCGAUAUUUCGGUGCUCUGGUUACUUUUAUGUAUACCGACCAGGCUAUAGCCUGAUUUUUUAUCACCAGCCAAUUUUUUUCUGAGAGUUAGAUAUCAUUCAAACAUUCCAUUUUAAAUAAAAAAAAAAUACAGCCGACUUCACUGAAAAAAGACGGUAAAAAAAAUCAUUGAAAGGACCAAAUUAACUUUGAUUUCGAAAGUCGGUGUUUCUCAUUAUUGUUUGUUUCUUAUUUAACACCGACCUCCAAAAUAAAAGUUAUUUUGACCGUUUUAGUGUUCUUUUUAAACCGAUUUUCUCCAGUGAAGCAGUUUAUUUUUUUAUUUAUUUUUUUCUUAAAAGUUUUUUUUAAAGGAAUGUUUGAAUGAUAUCUAACUCUCAGAAAAAUUUGGCUGGUGAUAAAAAUCAGGGAGCCUACUCUAAUUCAACGAACGAACGAAAAAACUUCGCAGAUUGCAUACUACAAUUCUAUUUAUUGCGAACUUUCGUGAACAAAAAUGAACGAAUGAAAGGAAGAUAAAUAAAUAGGUUUUGAUAUGAAAUUAAAAAUAAAACGUUAUUUCAAGUUACUUUUAGUAAAUCAAUAAGACCUACGGCCGAAGAUUAAACGAAACUUCGAAUUCGAGAACCGGAGUAGGCCCCCAGGCUGUAUAUUUGAGUCCCGUGAAUGUCGCUUUACAUCUGACGCUGACUAUU